GAAAUUGAAGUUACUGGGAUUCACCAUACAGAUUUCUGGAAAGGCUGGCCAUGGCAGAGAGCGCUACAGGAAAGAGUAACCCCAAUAAUUGGUGGAAAUCACUGACUGUUCGUAAAAAGCCCAAGGAGAUUUCUGUCUAUAGUACUUCUGAAAGUUCUGAGGACAAAUCAUGGGGCGUCAGUAGUGGCUCUAGAGAAAACCAACAUCCUAAUUCCAUUCCUAGUGGAACUACAGAAUCUAGUAGUGAUGCCAAGUCAGAUAAAUCAAUUGGCGCGCACACUGGCCGAAGGAACUUGAAGAUUUCUCGCUCUGGACGUUUUAAGGAGAAGCGGAAAGUUCGUGCCACGCUACCAGAGAGCACCAAGUUCUUCCAGGAAAACCCAUCUUCUAAUACAAAUGAUGAGAGGCAAUGA
Messenger RNA from Nanorana parkeri, 413 nucleotides. It is a transcript of the gene PRR15, whose product is annotated as proline rich 15. The record is from RefSeq and is a predicted model, not a curated record. The coding region runs from base 51 to 413 and encodes 120 amino acids. The transcript has a single exon. Lineage: Eukaryota; Metazoa; Chordata; Amphibia; Anura; Dicroglossidae.